This is a messenger RNA of Colletotrichum godetiae, 378 nucleotides long. RefSeq lists its product as uncharacterized. The transcript has 2 exons. The record is from RefSeq and is a predicted model, not a curated record. Lineage: Eukaryota; Fungi; Ascomycota; Sordariomycetes; Glomerellales; Glomerellaceae. The annotation marks the transcript as partial.
CAGGACAACAUCACCGUCGCAGAGGGUUACGACAAGUUCGCUGCCCAGUGGUACGGUCUUCCGGCGCUGUUCAACCCCAUCAGGAUCCAGUCACACACCGUCACGUCGGCGGGCAACCCCAUCGAGCUGGAGCUGAAGAACAGCUACACGGUCAAGGGCAUUAAGACCGAGCAGAUAAUGGAUAGUGUCGUGCAGAUUCAGGUCGGCGACGAUGGCAAGAUCGUCAAGGUCAACGACAAGUGGAACAAUGAUCUUCCCGAGGGAGCAUUCUCCCAGGCUUUGCGCAAGCUCAACGCUGUGACUGUACCGGCGUUUGUCAAAGUUCCCAAAACCGAGGAAGAGGACCAGAAACUGAAGGCUGAGCGAGAGAAGCAGUGA